Molecule: messenger RNA, 1008 nt
Organism: Daucus carota subsp. sativus
Lineage: Eukaryota; Viridiplantae; Streptophyta; Magnoliopsida; Apiales; Apiaceae
Exons: 1
Coding region: 1-1008 (335 amino acids)
Source: RefSeq, a predicted model, not a curated record
AUGAACCCUAACAGGGCCCCGAGUACCCGCUAUUGUGAGUAUCAUGAGGAUACGGGGCACACUAUAGACAGAUGCUUCCAGCUAAAAAAUCUCAUAGAGGAUAAGGUCAAGAGUGGUGAGCUAGCGCACUUUGCCGUCAAAGAAGAACAAUACCGAGCACACACUCCGUCUCGAGAUCGAGUAAUAGACGUAAUUUCAGGAGGCUUUCAACCUUCCCUCCAGGCUACUCCUCGGGCACAAGGAUCCCAAAAUGAGGUAUUUCGCAUUGACUCCAAAAGGCCAAAAAAGAACCCUUAUCCAGUAAUCUUCUUCUCUGAUAACGACUAUGCUCCAAACUCGACAGAGUUUCAUCAGGAUGCUUUAGUCAUUACAACCAAAAUCGGGGUCAACACUGUAAAAAAGAUAUUAGUGGAUGACGGAAGCUCCACAGACAUCCUUUACCAGGGAGCCCUAUCUAGGAUGGACAUUGGAGAAAGGAAAGUUUGUGAUAAGGACUUAACAGCACUUUAUGGAUUCACGGGCAAUGAGGUCAGGAUUGUGGGCACAAUCGACCUCCCGGUUUUGUUCGGAUAUGCACCACAACAAAGAUGGCUGGUUGUGAAAUUUCACGUAGUCUAUUCAGUGUCAUGCUACAACGCCAUUCUGGGGUGUACAACUCUAUCAGCUCUUCGGGCCAUCACCUCCAUUACUCACUUAAAAAUGAAAUUCCCAACUGAGUUUGGAGUAGGAGAAAUGCGUGGCGACCAAGCGGUAUCACGCCAGUGUUACGGUGAUAGCAUCAUUCCUAAGAGGAAAGGAAGCAAAUCGGUUAAUUGGGUCAAAACAGAGCUUGAGAGCCCCAUCCCCGAAGGACCACUAGAGUCUAUUGACCAGGAAAGGAAGAUGCUAUGUGAACCGAUUGAGGAGAUCGAAGAGGUCUCCGUCCAUGCUAACGACCCGACUAAAGUGGUUAAAAUUGGCAAAAAUAUAGCUCCAACUAUCAAGGCCGAACUCAUCACCUUACUCUAG